CCUUUGUGCAUGGCGACCGCUCAAGAUGCCUCGCUGGAGGAGAUCCUUUGGAGAUCACCCCCGCACGUCCAGAUGAUGGGAGGGUAUCUUCAUUCGAACAACAUUCUGUUCUACUUCGCCGAAUCGCCCUUUUUCGACGCAACUUCGAACAACGCCUCGCUCGCCAUCCAGGCCAACUACAACGAAGCAUUCCGUCAUUUCGUGGAGACUCGCGAUGCUUUUGAGGGCCGGCUGAAAACAAUGCAGGGGGUGGAGUUUGUUGUUGCGUACGAUCCAUUACAGGCCGCUGCGCAGCCAGACGGGAGUUUUGCCCAUGAGCCUUCCAACAUCUGGGUGAUCAGGAAGCAGAAUCGACGCAAGCGGACCGGAUUCGAUGAUGAGGUGCAGGUUCUGGCGACAUUUUUCGUUGUCGGAGACUGUAUCUAUAUGGCGCCGUCGGUCGCCAGCGUCGUGGGAAACCGGAUACUGUCGGCAGUCACAUCCCUGACUAAGAUGAUGAAGACCGCCGCGACGCUGCCGACAUUUACACCGUCGUACGGUCAUACGUACAUGCCUCCCGCGUCUAGAUCGACGGACCUCAACCAGCCGGCCGGCGCUCAAUCUCAAUUGAGCAAGGAGAAUACUCCCCUGCCGGAUGCAGACACCCAGGCUAAAGCUCCUCUUGUGGGCGGUGGUUCUGCGGGUCAAACCAGUUCUACACUUCAGGAUACGAGAGCGCUGGCGGAGGCGUUCCAGCUGUUUGCGAGAUAUGGCGAUGAGUUCAUGGAUGAGAAUCCAUUGGUCGGGGAGCCGGGAUCAUUCGUCAUGUCCAAGUCAGGAGAAGCGUCUGCUUCUGGUGCUGGUGCUAGUGCUGGUGCUGCUUCCAAGCCAUCUGCUACAUUGAACCCCCCUCCGGCGAAAGGGACGCCCAGCGUAGGCACACCGAGUGUCAGGGUUGACUCUUCGAUGCUAACGCCGACGGCGAUGGAAAAACCGAGCACCCCGUCAGGGACAGAUGAUAAUAAACUGAAAAAGAAAAGGAGUACGAUCGGUAUUUGAGUUCACGAUACCCCCCCAGUUUCGGAAUAGAGGAUGGCGUUUUUCCCAGUAGGGUUUCUUAUAUUCGAGAUGAUUAGUUGCCCAUAUUCAUAUGGAAUAAUUUUGUCUUGCUAAAAUACAGGUGUCAGCAAUAUAUAGAUAGAUCUUCAAUUAUCUGUAACUCUGGGCUGUCGACUGCAUAUGCACUUCUCAAACACCCCUCCUCUUAUCUUUUUCUAUACCACUUGCUCCUUGUACUGGCCUUAUCUCUCCCUCCAGAAAGAUCAAUUAUCAAACUGGCAGGUAUAUCUAAAGAAUAAACACAUAGCAACGAUAGGGAAGU
This is a messenger RNA of Penicilliopsis zonata CBS 506.65, 1360 nucleotides long. RefSeq lists its product as hypothetical. Gene Ontology annotation, cellular component: core mediator complex; mediator complex. NCBI's taxonomy places the organism in Eukaryota, Fungi, Ascomycota, Eurotiomycetes, Eurotiales, Aspergillaceae. Gene Ontology annotation, biological process: regulation of transcription by RNA polymerase II. The transcript has 3 exons. The coding region runs from base 10 to 1038 and encodes 342 amino acids. The record is from RefSeq and is a predicted model, not a curated record. Gene Ontology annotation, molecular function: transcription coactivator activity.